Molecule: messenger RNA, 5178 nt
Organism: Hipposideros armiger (great roundleaf bat)
Lineage: Eukaryota; Metazoa; Chordata; Mammalia; Chiroptera; Hipposideridae
Gene: TFRC
Product: transferrin receptor
Exons: 20
Coding region: 163-2460 (765 amino acids)
Biological process (GO): transferrin transport; intracellular iron ion homeostasis
Cellular component (GO): external side of plasma membrane
Molecular function (GO): transferrin receptor activity
Source: RefSeq, a predicted model, not a curated record
GAAGGCAGUACUCUGAAAGGGCGUGAGCAUCGGCCGGUGGAGGCUUGCUUGGGUAACAGCAGACCGAGGAGGCGUCCGCGAAUGGUGUGCCUCUACUCUAGCCUGUGUGGAAGAUUGUUGGAUACGGAAGACCACCUUGGCUAACUGCCCUAAGGCUCUUCUAUGUGGCAGCCCAGAAUGAUGGAUCAAGCCAGAUCAGCAUUCUCCAACUUGUUUGGUGGAGAACCAUUGUCAUAUACCCGGUUUAGUCUGGCUCGGCAAGUAGAUGGAGAUAAUAGUCAUGUGGAGAUGAAACUAGCUGUGGACGAAGAAGAAAAUGUUGACAAUAACAUGAGGGGUAAUCGUGCCAAUGUUGCAAAACCAAAAAAGCUUAGUGGAUUUAUCUGCUAUGCGAGUGUUGCUGUAAUCAUCUUUUUCUUGAUUGGAUUUAUGAUUGGCUACUUGGGCUAUUGUAAACGUGUCGAACCAAAAGUUGAAUGUGGGGCAACAGAGUUGUCCGAGUCUCCCGAAACAGAGGAGUACUUCCCUGAAGUACCUUCCCGCUUACUUCAGCCAGACCUCAAAGCAAUGUUGUCAGAGAAACUGAAUAACGUAGCGUUCAUCGAUACCAUCAGGCAUCUGAAUGACUAUUAUGUCUCUCGUGAGGCUGGAUCUCAAGAAGAUGAAAGCCUUGCUUUUUACCUUGAAGAUCAAUUCCGUAAACUUCAACUUAGCAAAGUCUGGCAUGAUGAACAUUUUGUUAAGAUUCAGGUCAAAGACAGUUUUCAAAACUCGGUGACCAUAGUGGAUAUGAAGGGCGGCCUGGUGUACCUGGUGGAGAGCCCUGAGGGUUACGUGGCCUAUAGUAAGGCCACAACAGUUACGGGUAAACUGGUCCAUGCUAAUUUUGGCACUAAAAAAGACUUUGAGGAUUUAGCCUCUCCUGUGAAUGGAUCUUUAGUGAUUGUUAGAGCAGGGAAAAUCACUUUUGCUGAGAAGGUUGCAAAUGCUGAAAGCUUUAAUGCAAUUGGUGUCUUGAUCUACAUGGACCGUAAACAAUUUCCCAUUGUUGAUGCAGGUGUUUCACAUUUUGGACAUGCUCAUCUGGGAACAGGUGACCCUUAUACACCUGGAUUCCCUUCUUUCAAUCACACUCAGUUUCCCCCAUCUCAGUCAUCAGGAUUGCCUAAUAUACCUGUGCAAACAAUUACCAGAUCUAGUGCAGAAGAGCUGUUUCGAAAUAUGGAAGGAGACUGUCCUUUUACUUGGAAAACAGAUUCUUCAUGUAAGCUGGUAACGGUACAGAAUAAGACUGUGAAGCUCACUGUGAACAAUGUGCUGAAAGAAACAAGAAUUUUAAAUGUCUUUGGUGUUAUUAAAGGCUUUGAAGAACCAGAUCACUAUGUUGUAGUAGGGGCCCAGAGGGAUGCCUGGGGUCCUGGAGCUGCAAAGUCCAGUGUGGGAACAGCUCUUCUAUUGGAACUUGCCCAGAUAUUUUCCAACAUGGUCUUAAAAGAUGGGUUUAAACCCUACAGAAGCAUUGUCUUUGCCAGCUGGAGUGCAGGAGAAUUCGGAGCUAUUGGUGCCACUGAAUGGCUAGAGGGAUAUCUCUCUUCCUUGCAUUUAAAGGCAUUCACUUAUAUUAAUCUGGAUAAAGCGGUUCUUGGUACCAGCAGCUUCAAGGUUUCUGCCAGCCCACUGCUGUAUUCACUUAUUGAGAAAGUGAUGCGAGAUGUGAAACAUCCAGUUACUGGGAAGCCUCUAUAUCAGGACAGCAAUUGGAUCAACAAAGUCGAGAAACUUUCCUUCGAUAAUGCUGCUUUCCCUUUCCUUGCAUAUUCUGGAAUCCCAGCAGUUUCUUUCUCUUUUUGUGAGGACACAGAUUAUCCUUAUUUAGGUACUAACAUGGAUACCUAUGACACACUGUCUAAGACUAUUCCUGACUUGAACAAAAUGGCACGUGCAGCAGCAGAAGUGGCUGGUCAGCUCAUGAUUAAACUUACCCAUGGUGUUGAAUUGAACCUGAACUAUGAGAUGUAUAAUGACAAGAUACUUUCAUUUGUGAGUGAUAUGAAUGAAUUUAGAGCAGACAUAAAGGAGAUGGGUCUGAAUCUACAAUGGCUUUAUUCUGCUCGUGGGGACUUUUUUCGUGCUACUUCCAAACUAACAACAGAUUAUAAGAAUGCUGACAGAACAAACAGAUUUGUCAUGAAAGAAUUCAAUGACCGUAUCAUGAGAGUGGAAUAUAAUUUCCUCUCGCCCUAUGUCUCUCCGAGUGAGUCACCUUUCCGACAUAUCUUCUGGGGCUAUGGCUCUCACACUCUGUCAGCUUUACUAGAGCACUUGAAGGAGCGUCAGAAAAAUAAUGGUGCCUUUAAUCAAACACUGUUGAAGAACCAGUUGGCUCUAGCAACUUGGACUAUUCAGGGAGCUGCAAAUGCCCUCUCUGGUGACAUCUGGGACAUUGACAAUGAGUUUUAAAUGUGAUAUACCCAUAACUUAUCAGGGUAGUAUGGUUUCUAGACUUGUGCUGGUUGUGCUAAAUUUUCAGUAAGACUACAAAACCUAGUAUUGUUACAAUUCUACCCAAUCCUCUUGGUACUGCUAGAUGUCUUUAAACAGCAGCUUUUAAUACAGGAUAGGUACCUGCACUUCAAGUUAAAGUGAAUAACCACUUAAAAAUGUUCAUCAUAGAACAUUUUCUCUAGAAUUUUAAGUGCUUUAUAAUGGUAACUGCCUCUUUCCUGUUGCAGUUAGGAAAAUGUCAGAACCAGUUACGUGAACUAUUGCUGUAAAUCCUUAGGACAUGAACUGGUAAUCUUAUGAGUGGGAGGAGGGAGUGAUACCUCCUGAAGGUUAAAAGUGGUAGCUUAGUGUGUGAUCCUCCAUCCUCAUUUGAUGCUAGAUUGGAGAUACCACGUUGUAAGAGCUUAUCCUGCAAGUGAGAUAUAUGCCUUCUUUAAGGAUUUAGCUGGUUUCCACAUCCCUGAAUGAAACAGUUAACUUUGAAAAAUGAUAGGACUUGUGUUCUUGCCAGUGGGGUUUGAAAUAGAGGUCCUUUAGCUGUGUAAAAUAAGGUUCAACUGUUUAUUGCAGGAGUUACCCUCAAGAUCGUUUAUGAAAAGAGGAGACCAGAAGCCAAAGACCUACUACAUUUUCUUUUCCUCUGCCCCCCUCCCCCAUAAGCCUUCGUUUAGUGUUCUGUUGUUUUUUCCAAGGUAUUUUGAAAGAGAACCAAUUUUAGGUGUUUAAUUUCAAACUCAGUUUGUCAGACUUUAAAGAACACACUGCCAAAUUUUGGCCAAAGUGUUACUUUUUUGGAAAAGCUUUCUAUCAUUUUGGCACUGAGAUAUUUAUUGUUUAUUUAUCAGUGACAGAGUUCACUAUAAAUGGUGUUUUUUUUAUAGAAGAUAAUUAUCGGAAGCAGUGCCUUCCAUAAUUAUGACAGUUAUACUGUCGUUUUUGGUUUUUUUUAAAUAAUAAAAGCAGCAUCUGCUAAUAAAAUCCAACAGAUACUGGAAGUUUUGCAUUUAUGGUCAAUUCUUGAGGGUUUUAGAAAACAGCCUCAAGCUAAAUAAAAAUUUAAAGCUAAAUAUUAUAGAAGAAUUAAAUUUUAUUAGGGGUUUCUAAUCAAGUUAGACUUUGUUUAGCCAAGUAGAUAAAAAUGGUAGUUUUCCUAAAUGCAGUGAAUUGUGACCAAGUUAUAAAUUAAUGUCACUUAAAGGCUGUGAUAGUGCUCAUUUGCAAAAUUUUACAGCUCAUUUUAUCCAAGGUGUAACUUUAAUUCAAAUUUUGCAAAAUUUCCAGUACCUUUGUCACAAACCUAACUCACAUUAUCGGGAGCAGUGUCUUCCAUAAUGUAUAAAGAACAAGGUAGUUUUUGCCUACCACAGUGUCUAUAUCGGAGACAGUGAUCUCCAUAUGUUACACUAAGGGUGUACAUAAUUAUCGGGAACAGUGUUUCCCAUAAUUUUCUUCUUGCAAUGACAUCUUCAAAGCUUGAAGAUCGUUAGUAUCUAACAUGUAUUUCCAGCUCCCUAUAAUUCUCUAUCGUUUAGUUUUAGUUGCAGAAACAUUUUGUGGUCAUUAAACAUUUGGUGGGUAAAUUCAACCACGGUAAACUAAAAUUACCUCCUUCCAGAUUCUUUUUGUUGAUUCAAAGGUUUUUAAAUCUAAUGAUUUAAACGUAAAGAUUCAAGGUUGUUUUUAAACCUGAUGGGGUGUUUUGUUAUGUUUGUGAUUUCUCUGGAUGUUCUGUUUAGCGGGAUAGUGGCAUACAUUUAUGAUGUUUGCUGUUGACAAAUGAAUUUAACUUUAUCCCCUACAUGCAUGUUAUCUCCUCUACACUUAGUUCAUACAAAUUUGAAUCCAGAACUGACCUUUUAGCUUAAAGCAGGGGAAACCUGUAUGAGGCGUGGGGGAGGGGGAAGGAAGUUUAUGGGGAGCCCAAGCUUGCAAAAGGAUCUUUGACUAUGUCUGACUACCUACCUGAUCGUAUAUGGUGGUCAAAAGUUAAAUGUAGAUGUGAAAAAAAUAAGUUUGAGGCUACGUGAGUCAAGACUGUUUUCUAUUCAACCAUCACUAUAAACCUGAUAAUCAGCUGUUAUAGGGCUGUUCAAUACUGUCACCUAAGAAAAAGUCCAUAGAGCCUCUUAAGAUUAAAACAGAUCUAGAUUACAGCCUCACUGAAUUUUUUCACUACUCAGUCUAUUUAGUUAGUCUCCACAGAAGUGAAGUGUUUUUAAUGUAGUUAAGUAAAAAGGUCGUUGCUGGGAUUCCUGGUUAGAAUAUCAUACAUUAAUAAAAGCUCAGUGACUUCAAGGCAUAAUAUGAAUAAUGGGCAUGCAUUUUACAGCAGUAAAUCUCUUCCAGGUGAUUUCCAAUCAAGCCAGUAAGUGGUAAGAGGCUUAAUAUUCCUGAAUGAAAUGUAUAUCUGACUAGUGAUCACCUGCUGGUCUUCAAAUUUCUUCUGCAGUUUGAACAUAAAGGAUAAAAUGAGUGUGCUGACCUUUACUGUGUUACCGCUUUGAAUGUUCUUGAAAUUUUACUUGGCUGAAGAUGGCUUAUUAGACUUACCAACCUACUGCUCAGCUGUAUCUUUGUAAACAAGUGAUAAUGCCCUUAUAAUUGUAUACAAGCUGGUAUGUGCAACAAUGUGGAGAUUUCCUUAUCUGAUUUAAUAAAAUGCUUGAACACUGA